Messenger RNA from Trichoderma citrinoviride, 1914 nucleotides. RefSeq lists its product as hypothetical. The annotation marks the transcript as partial. Lineage: Eukaryota; Fungi; Ascomycota; Sordariomycetes; Hypocreales; Hypocreaceae. The transcript is spliced from 3 exons. The record is from RefSeq and is a predicted model, not a curated record.
AUGGGCCACGGCUCCCUGGAUUACAGGAUUCGUGAUUCAGAACACAUGAGAGAGGCAAUACUGAAAAUGGUGAAGAGCCUAACUAGGUCUCUCGACGAAGUCCUUGACUAUCUCAACGGAGAUAUCGAGCAAGAAGAUGAAGAAUCUGACAUUGACUCUGAGAUGGAGUCGGACAUGGAUCUACUUCUUGACAGUGUCAAGGAUCCCAUCGAUCGCCUGUAUAAGCUGGCUGUUUGGAUCCGCAACCCAGCGGCUAGGCUGCCGUCUUCAAAGGCGAGAGACUUCCAGCAAAUCGAUCAAGAGACCAAAGUUGACCUCUUCAAAUCCUUUGAAUCAUUUGACUACGAUUAUGUCCGGUCUCUUUUCCUGCAGUAUGAGAAAGAUAAAGCUUUGCAGGAAAAUCCAACAGCCAAGCCUCAACAGGAAGUUGGCGACAUCGAUGAUCAAGAUCGGGUGUGGGAACCGAUCAGAACGACGUUGGAGUUGAACAAGCUGAGCAUUUCCAACGGCAGCGAGUCGUACCUUGUUCGCCGCAUAGCUCGAGCAAAUGGACGCAGGCGGCAGCAAUUUGCUUACUGGAGAAAACACAAGGACAAGCUCCGCGCACAAUCAUCUGUUGUCAUCGACGCUCCCACGCAUGAGCUGCCAAAUACCGACCAACCAAUAGAAGGCGGAGGAAAGAAUAAUCCAACCAAAGCCCUAUUGACCAUCACUACAGCGACUCAACUCCCCUUGGCAGAUGGUGCCGGGAAUGAAUUAUUUGAGAAGAGUAACGUCCUGAAUGUCGCCGUUUCCGAAUACGCUCCAUCAGCAUGGGAGCCUAGCAAAGACACUGUUAGCUUUCCAUUGCCGCCAAAAGCAUCUACAAAGGAUCAGUUCUUUGAGUGUCCAUAUUGCUAUACAAUUUGUCCUGCUUCCCUUCUCGCAAAAAGGGCCUGGAGAGCACAUCUGAUACGAGAUCUAAGGCCUUACAUUUGCACCUUUGAGCAUUGCUCAACUCCUGAGCAACUGUAUGAUAGCCGUGACGAUUGGAUCCAACACGAGACUUCGGCACAUCAUACUAUUCUGCGAUGUCCUAAGCAUGAAGAAGAGACCUUCACCACGACGGCGGCAUACGAAGCGCACAUACAUGAGCAUCAUCACAACCAGACGCUUCCACUCUCAUUGGCCAAGUCCAUUACCGAUAUGCAUAGGAGCUGUCCAAUAUGCUCUAGAGUUUUGCAGACAAUACAGCAACUACAAAGCCAUAUCGCCCUUCACCUUGAACGUUUUGCCAUGUUUACACUGCCUCGCUCUCUUGAUGAGAUAAAGGGUUCGGACCUCGAAAGCCAGCCCGCCGGAGUCUCUUCGGCGUCUGAUAGAUCUUCCAAUGGGUAUUCAGAUUCAAACUCAGAGGUUGAAGGCAGAGCUGAAGAUGUCAAGAUGAGCAUGGACUCAAUAAAGAGGGGUAUACUAAGUAUAUGCAAAGAUUUCGUGAAGUUACGCUCAUCAACGCUGGAACAACCAGCACAAGAUGCGACAGACUUCUUCCAAGAAUUGGCCGGAAUCCAAAUGCGGGUGAAGCAUUGCGAGAACACAGUUAGAAACUGGACGUUUGGCAAUGCAACAAAACGCGUCCUCCUUGAGUUAUUCAGCGAAAUAUGCAUCAUGGCUGGUAUGGUAAAUGAGGCUAUUGCAGGACUUGAACAGUUGGAAUCUCUUGAGGUGGGCUAUGGUGACCGUUCAGCAAAAAUACGAAUAAAGCAAAGAUUGGCGGAUGCUUAUGGAAUAAUCGCCAUGUUGAACGAAGUCGACGAGCUUUUAAAGAACGGAACAGACAUUCUCACAGAACCUGGAAAGAGUAGUGCUCUUGGCAUCUUCGCUCGUACUGAACCAGGGAUGCUGCACGCUGAGACGUUAUGGGGACCGCAUAUU